AUGGAGAAUGUGACGACUGGGGAGGUUAAGGCUGAGUCUGGUCUAUGCGAACAUGCAUUCGGCAUGGCCGGCACUGUCUCUUCCCGGCCAGAGUGCCAGCUUUUGCUCGCGGAAGGUGUCAAGAUUGACAAGAUGUCACUUGGAGAUGGUGGAGCUGAGAAGGGAAGUAGCGAGGACGGGGACCUUGCAGCCAUGCAGCUGGGCAAGGCAGAUCAGCCAAUCUAUUGUCUCUCCGAUACCACCAAGAAAUCUCGAGCGAAUUUCCAACGGGCUCGCUGCAGACUGCAGACGCCUCGCAUCACGCAUCACGCGCUUUCAACUUAUUCCACCCUCCACUUCCUCCUCCACCUCCUCCCCCAUCAUCGCUGGCUGCAUGCGCAGGAAGAUCACCCGUCUGGAUCGAGUGCCCUCGACUCACCGAAUCACAGGCCUCACACUCCGACCCCGCACAGCACUUGGCCAUGCCAGAACGUGGCCACCACCACGCACACUCCCAAUAGUUCGCGGGAGAAACUGGGGGCUAAUACUACUCUGGCAUCGUCAGCCGCCCUGCUACACCCCACGCUGUGGACUUUACAUCCGACACUACCUCGACGCUACCUAGGGUAG
Molecule: messenger RNA, 609 nt
Organism: Podospora pseudocomata
Lineage: Eukaryota; Fungi; Ascomycota; Sordariomycetes; Sordariales; Podosporaceae
Exons: 2
Coding region: 1-609 (202 amino acids)
Source: RefSeq, a predicted model, not a curated record